CACCCGCUUUGGCCUCCCAAAGUGCUGGAAUUACAUGUGUGAGCCACCACGCCCGGCGUUGUUUUGUUUUUUAAUCAGCAGUGGUUUUGGAUUCCAGAGCUCUCAGUACCAAGGCCCAUGCAUUUGGUCUAGCUGUCAUGUACUCUUCAGUUUCUCAAACUGGAAUUGUCCCCCGCUAUGUGUUUUUCAUAGCAUCAGCCUCUUGCAGAGUCCGGGCAGUUUGUCUUUUGUGGGAUGAUCCAUCAUCUGGAGUUGGAGUUGCCUUUUCUGGUGUCAUCACCUCUGUGUGGUGCUGGAUGAAGUGUUAGUUGGAAGUUCACAUGCUUGAGCUGCCUGUAGUGAGCUUGUCUAAGGGAAUGAGCCUAAUUUCUUUCUGCUGCUUCAUUCUAGGACUGUGAGGAAUGUAUCCAGCUGGAGCCGACCUUCAUCAAGGGUUAUACACGGAAAGCUGCUGCCCUGGAGGCGAUGAAGGACUACACCAAAGCCAUGGAUGUGUACCAGAAGGCGCUAGACCUGGACUCCAGCUGUAAGGAGGCGGCAGACGGCUACCAACGCUGUAUGAUGGCACAGUACAACCGGCACGACAGCCCCGAAGAUGUGAAGCGACGAGCCAUGGCCGACCCCGAGGUGCAGCAGAUCAUGAGUGACCCAGCCAUGCGCCUUAUCCUGGAACAGAUGCAGAAGGACCCCCAGGCACUCAGCGAACACUUAAAGAAUCCUGUAAUAGCACAGAAGAUCCAGAAGCUGAUGGAUGUGGGUCUGAUUGCAAUUCGGUGAUGACUUGUUCAUCCCCCUUCCCUUCGCCCUCAUGUGGAAAGAGGAGCUGGGACCGCGGCGAGCAGCACGGAGCAGAAGGGAGAGCAGGGGAGAGAAGGCCUCAUCUCUCUAUAUUUAUACAUAACCCCGGGGAAGACACAGAGACUCGUACCUGCGCUGUUUGUGCCACCGCUGCCUCUGGGCCCUCCCAGCACACGCAUGGUCUCUCCACCGCUGCCCUCGAGUUCCAUAUCUCCUUCCCCUGCCCCCAGUUGCUGUCUCGGCUGCUCUCCCAUAGUUGGUUAUUUUUUAUUUGGGGCAGUGGGCAUGUAUGGGGAGGGGAGGGGGUUCUUCCAGCCUCAGGUCCCAGCUGUCUCACGUUGUUUAUUCCGCGUCCCCUUCUCCAAUAAAACAAGCCAGUUGGGCGUGGUUAUAUGUUG
Messenger RNA from Piliocolobus tephrosceles (Ugandan red Colobus), 1196 nucleotides. RefSeq names its product stress-induced-phosphoprotein 1-like. The transcript has 4 exons. The record is from RefSeq and is a predicted model, not a curated record. Bases 466 to 777 code for a protein of 103 amino acids. Gene Ontology annotation, molecular function: Hsp90 protein binding. Lineage: Eukaryota; Metazoa; Chordata; Mammalia; Primates; Cercopithecidae.